[Torrubiella] hemipterigena is the source of this 1029-nucleotide messenger RNA. NCBI's taxonomy places the organism in Eukaryota, Fungi, Ascomycota, Sordariomycetes, Hypocreales, Clavicipitaceae. The record is from the annotation of a GenBank genome assembly.
AUGUCCAAUUAUUUUUCCGCCGUCAAUCGCAACAAGAGAUCCCUGACGUUAGAUCUCAAGAAACCAAGCGGGAAGCAGGUGCUGCGUGACCUCUUACGCGAAGCCGAUGUUUUAGUUGAAAACUUUAAACCGGGAACAAUGGAUCGACUUGGUCUUGGAUAUGAUAGUCUCAAGGAAGCUUACCCGCACCUAAUAUACGCCAGCAUUUCAGGGUACGGCAGGUCUGGACCCUACAGCUCUCGCGGGGGAUACGAUCCGAUUGCAGGUGCCGAAGCCGGGCUUCUUCACGUAACUGGAGAGAGAAACGGGCCGCCUGUGCGCCCUGGCCUUGGUCUAAUCGACAUGUCCACGGGUCUCUACCUCCACGGGGCCAUUAUUGCGGCCUUGUAUGCUCGAGGCAUUCACGGCAAAGGCCAGCGAGUCGACGGGUCUCUGUUUGAAACGCAGAUGAGUAUGCUCAUAAAUGUCGGGCUCUCCUGGCUGAAUCUGGGGAUCGAGGCAGAGCGUUGGGGUUGCCAACAUCCAAGUAUUGCGCCUUAUGAUGCCUUUAAGACAAAAGAUUUAUAUCUGGUAUGUGGCGCGACUAAUGAUGCUCAGUUUGGCGACCUGUGUCGCCUUCUAGGCCUCGACUCGCUGCCCGACGACGAACGGUUUGCUACCAAUCCAAAGCGGGUGGACAAUCGGGAUGAGUUGAGCCGGAUCUUUAACAAUGUCUUACGGUCGAAAACCACAGAUGAAUGGCUGCAAGUCUUUGAAGGAACAGGGCUUCCGUUUGCACCCAUCAACAAUAUGCAACGAACGUUUGAUCAUCCUCAAGCUGAAGCGCGAGAUAUGGUGGCUUCUGUAGCAGUUGAAGCGGCCAAGUCGGGCAAAAUGAAGCUCAUUGGACCUGCUAUCAAAUUUAGCGAGAGUCAGACGGGCAUUAGACGCGAACCACCAGUGCUCGGGCAGCAUACAGACGAGGUGUUGGGAGAGCUGGGGCUCAGUAGUAACGAGGUGGCCAAGUUGAGAGAGCAAGGUGUGAUUUGA